AUGCAUAUCUGGGGAUGCUACAUCAAGGUAGGCAUCAAUGCUUAUGGAUCACACUCUACCAUCAUUUUACAGUUUGCAGCCAGCUCAAGUGGCUCUCAGCAACUGCCUGAAGUUGACAAUCCUGAAUCUGGGUCUUCUGCCCAGCUAUGUGCUGGCCCACAACAAGGUGUCAACAUUGGUGUCAAUAAUGUUGAUGACAUACAAAUCAAAUACCAUCCACAUGCUGCCAGGCCACCUCAAGACAUACCAUUUGCUGAGUUUGCCCAGGGCCACAGGCCAAAAGUGUACAAACCUGAUACUUCCACUGAUCCUUGGGAUCAAGUCAACCAUUUUCUCAAAACUGAGUCAUUCAUGCUGAACAAAUACAGUGAUCUUCACAGCAUGUGGAAGGCUGCUUCACACCAUAUGAUGGGAUUCAAGAAAGAGUUGGUUCAUGUAGUUGGUGUAGAUGGCGAGUCACUCAAAUUCCCCAUGUAUUAUCAUUUGCUUUUGGACUGGGCAUUUGAUCUUCUUAAACACCCUGGUGUGGGUCCACACUUUGUCUUUGAUGCAAAGCAUCUUUUCAAGUUUGAUGGCUCCUCUUUUACAGCUGAUGACUUUUGGAACAUCCAAGACAAACUGCCUCCAGAUGGGAAGGCUCUUCCAUUUAUUUUGUAUGCUGACAAAGCAAAGCUGUUGUCAUUUGGGCAACAGAAGGGAUACCCUGUUGUUGCUCAGCUUGCCAACCUGCCAACUUGGAUGCAGAAUGGCAAAGACCUCAGGAGGUGGUCACAUUGUUGGGUGAAGGAAGACAAGGAACAUUCUGGGAAACCUUGGUUUGCAAAUUUCAAGAAUGCAGUUUGGCAUGAGUCCUUCAAGAAACUUUUAGGAACAAUUGAGAAAGAGUCACAAACAGGCUGUUGGGUAAAAUGUUGGGAUGGUGUUCCACAUUGCUUCUUCCCCAUGAUCCUCAUUUUGUCUGCUGAUUAUGAAGAACAGGCAGUCAUGGCACUCAUAUGCAGUGUCAGGUCCAACUUCCCUUGUCCUGACACUACUGAGAAAAGAGAACAAAUUUUGAUACAGCAGGGUCUUUGUGAUGUUCAUAAUGCAUUCGUGGUCAUUGCAAAUACAGAUGUUUAUCAUGCCCUGUCUUGGGAUCAGCUGCAUGCAAAUUUUGCAGGAAAGUUUGGUGAUCACCUGUGGCAAGAGCUUCUUAGGAUCCUCGAGAAGGGAGGUCAUCAAGUCAUGGCAAAAGUGGAGCAGAAUCUAAAUCACUUCGAUGAAGCCCUCUCCAUCUCAUACACUGAUGGCCAAAAAUUUGGGGACUUGUCAAAGAUAGUUGUGUUCAUGUGUCAUGAUGUCUUGUUACCUACAGAGAUGGAGGGCUACCUCCUACUUUGUUGUCUAUGCACUUAUAUUGAAUUUGAUUUGUAUACAGGGCUCAAGUUACACAUGGCACAUACACUUGAGGCAGGCCAAGAGGCACUUGCAACAUUUAACACUUUGAUGCAGGUACAUCUUGUAACCACCAAGAAAACAUGGAAUUUCCCAAAGAACCACACAUGCAUGCAUGUAUUCAAUGACAUCAAAGCUAAAGGUCCAAACAAGAAGAUGCAUGGGCCUUUGAAGGAGAAGUAUCAAAGAUGUACAAACUUCAAAAAUGUCAUGGAGCAAAUUCUUGACAUCAACCAUCUUGAGUUGGUGUCCAGACUCAUCUGUUGCAGGAUUGCUGAUUAUGAUACAUAUAUGUCCAACACAGAAACCAGUGCAGGAAGCCCUGGUGGUGAUGACACUGACAACAUUGAGCAGGAAGAUUUUUUCCAUGUCAAGUUAGGGAGUAAAGUGAAACUUAAUGAGUUCCUCAAUAGACAUUUUACAACUGCAAGGAAACCUCUUCCAGGUGGCAAGGCCAUCCAGUUCCAACCAAACAAUCAGAUUAUAGAAUACAGAUAUAUUAAAGUCAACUUUGAAUCAAUUGUCAAUUGGUGCCAGUAUACAGAUCAUUUAUGGUGUAAUCCCAGUUUCCAUGGGUGCAGCUGUUACAAUUCCAUAAAGGACAUGCAUCUCAGCCUGUGGAGGGUCCAUGAGCAACCCUGUGAAUCAGCUGAAAUUUUCUCCAUGCACUCAAUUAUCCAUGGUGUGCUUUUAUACCCAGACCAUACAAGAACUGGUGACUAUCUUGUAAUUGACACAAUUGAUACUGACAUGUUUCUUCAUGUGCAAAUGAUGCACAAGGCUGCCAGGCACCACUGA
Molecule: messenger RNA, 2232 nt
Organism: Pisolithus orientalis
Lineage: Eukaryota; Fungi; Basidiomycota; Agaricomycetes; Boletales; Pisolithaceae
Exons: 19
Coding region: 1-2232 (743 amino acids)
Source: RefSeq, a predicted model, not a curated record